This is a messenger RNA of Colletotrichum gloeosporioides, 816 nucleotides long. RefSeq lists its product as uncharacterized. The coding region runs from base 1 to 816 and encodes 271 amino acids. The record is from RefSeq and is a predicted model, not a curated record. The transcript has 2 exons. NCBI's taxonomy places the organism in Eukaryota, Fungi, Ascomycota, Sordariomycetes, Glomerellales, Glomerellaceae.
AUGCAUCAAUCUACCGUCGCCCUCCUGGUGAGCAACGCCCUGGUGGCUUGGGCUGCGACUCCCUCAGGCUUUCAACCGGCGUCCAAUGUCGACCUCAUUGUUGCCUAUGGAGACCAGUCGGCUCUGAACGGUGUUGAUCUGGCGAAGAGCCACUACACGACAUCAGAACGACUCGGACUAACCGGACUAGUUACGCAACAGGAGCCUACCUUCGGCACGACCGAGCCGUUGACCGGAAAGAGCUAUGCCAUCAUCAUGGUUGACGUCGAUAUUCCGACCAACAACCCCCCGCAGACCGGUACCUUCCUGCACUGGGCCCAGACAGAUCUGACUCCCGUCGCGCAGACGACAACAGUCAAGCUCAACGACGGCGAGCGCACCAUCCACACUCUGACGACCAACGCGGCUGCGAUUGCAGACUACAAGGGCCCCUCGCCACCGGCAAGAGUUCCCCUCACCCAUCGCUAUAUCGAGAUUCUGGUCGACACCAGCGACAUUACUGCAGAGGGAACCGCGGCAUUGCAGGCCCUGUCGACCCGCGGAGGCGUUCAGGUCAACGAUGUGCUCACUCAGGCGGGACUGGCAAACAAGGUGGUGGCCGGCAACUUCUUCACCGUGACCAACCCCGGACCUGCGGCGAACGCUGCGAACUCGAGGAAGGACAACAGCAGCAGCACCGCUCCCACCGGAGGUGUGACGCCGUCUGCGAGGCCCACAAACAUUUCUAUGGGACAGAAGUCAACAGGCUUCUCCACCACAACGGUCUUGAGCGCGGCAGCAGCCGGCCUUCUGGCUCUCUUCGCCAGCUCGUUCUAA